Dendronephthya gigantea is the source of this 449-nucleotide messenger RNA. RefSeq lists its product as uncharacterized. The transcript has 4 exons. The record is from RefSeq and is a predicted model, not a curated record. Lineage: Eukaryota; Metazoa; Cnidaria; Anthozoa; Malacalcyonacea; Nephtheidae. Bases 27 to 347 code for a protein of 106 amino acids.
GAGAUAUUUCAAAGGACUUGGUUGUCAUGAACAAAUCAGUUCUGUGUGUUCUAGGUCUGGCUGCCAUUGUCGCUUCAUGCAGUGCCAAUGCUGAGGGUCAAGCUAAUGGGGAAAAGAUAUUUGUAGCCACAACAGAAAGGCCUGCCAAACCUGCAUUAUAUAUACCAUAUGGGGAUUACCCGCUUACCAGUAAAAGCAUGCCGGACGUGAAGAAGGUCUGUUUGCAAGAAUGUAAAAAGAUGCAGGGAUCUGGAUUCAGUGGAUUGAAAGCUGCAUUUGAAGAAGAAUGUCUCCAAAAAUGUGGCAAUUUUCGUAACACCCACAAUUGGGGAAUUGAAGUUGGUUAGUGAUGUACAAGUUGGUAACUGAAUAUUGGGCUAUUACGGACUCAAUGAUCAUAUAAAUCUUAUGAGAUAAAAGUGGUUUAAAUUUGCAAAGAUUUGUAAGAG